AUGAGUUUAUUUCGUCAUAUAUCAAUAGAUCCACAUAUUGAAGUGUUUUAUCUAACAGAACUUUUUAAUCAAGAUACGAAUCCAUCAAAAGUUAAUUUAACUAUUGGAGUUUAUCAAGAUGAAAAUGGUAAAACAUUAACAUUACCUUUGGUUCGCUCAGUUGAACAACUAAUGGCUAAUGAUUUAAGUUUAACCAAAAAUUAUUUAAAAGUAACUGGACUAGAUACUUUUUGUACAGCAUGUCUUAAACUUAUACUUGGUGAACAAUCAUUAGCUAUAAUAGAAAAUCGUGCUUGUUCAAUACAAUCAUUAAGUGGUACAGGUGCACUUCGUAUUGGUUUAGAUUUUCUCUAUCGAAAUGGUUUUCGUAUGGCAUAUGUUUCGACACCUACAUGGGGUAAUCAUGAAUCUAUUUUACAAACAGUUGGAUUUGAAAUAAGAAAAUAUAGAUAUUGGAGUAAAGAAAAACUUACUCUUGAUAUUGAUGGUUUUAUUGCUGAUCUUGAAUCUGCACCAGAAAAAUCUGUCAUUAUACUUCAUGCUUGUUCUCAUAAUCCUACAGGUUGUGAUCCUACACAUGAACAAUGGAAGCGUAUAUCAGAAGCAUGUAAAUCUCGUCAAUUAAUUCCAUUUUUUGAUAUAGCUUAUCAAGGUUUUUCAAGUGGUGAUCUUGAUGCAGAUGCAUGGGCAAUACGUUACUUUGUAGAUGAAGCUAAACAUGAAUUAUUUAUUGCUCAAUCAUUUGCUAAAAAUUUCGGUUUAUAUAAUGAACGUAUUGGUCAUUUAGUUAGUGUAUUUAAAUCAUGUGAUAUUAUACCUAAAUAUCGUACACAAAUGGCAACAAUUAUUCGACGAAAUUAUUCAAAUCCACCGGUACAUGGUGCAUAUAUUGUUGCUACAAUUUUAAAUAAUCCAACUUUAUAUAAUGAAUGGAAAACUAAUGUACGAAGUAUGUAUGAACGUAUACAUUCAAUGAGACAAUUAUUUUAUAGUAAAUUAAAACAAUUAAAUAUACCCGGUACAUGGGAGCAUAUUAUUCAGCAAACAGGUAUGUUUGCUUAUACUGGUCUGAAUCCACGUCAGUGUCAAGCAUUAAUCCAGCAACAUCACGUAUAUGUAAUGAGUGAUGGGCGUAUAAAUGUUUGUGCAAUAACACUAAACAAUGUCGAUGAAAUUGCGCAAAAAUUUCAUGAUGUUAUUACUAAUUAUAUUGAUGAUCCUAAACUUUAA
This is a messenger RNA of Rotaria sp. Silwood1, 1230 nucleotides long. The record is from the annotation of a GenBank genome assembly. Lineage: Eukaryota; Metazoa; Rotifera; Eurotatoria; Philodinida; Philodinidae.